CCAAAGUUUAUUCUUGCAUGCUGGCCCUGGCCUCUGUCUUGUGGCUUCCUAGAGGUUAUAGCAUUUCUGAUCUGCCUCUCUGGUUUUCUUAGCAGAAUGACCCUGCUUGUUUUGCUUCUCUUUGGCAUUCAGUUGCUAUGCUCCUGGGCUGUCUCUCCUCCAUUGGUGGAACCGCCACCUCUGUUACUUUCCCCUGCGUGUAAUGACUCUGCAGUAGAGGCAGCUGCGGAUCUGGCUCUGCGCCAGAUCAAUGCCAACCAAAGAGAAGGCUACGUGCUUGGUCUCUAUCGAAUUUUCAGCGUACAAGAACAGCCCCAGAGAAUCGCUGGUUCUGUCUUCUAUCUCACCUUGGAUGUGGUAGAAACGGACUGCCAUGUACUCAGCAGAAGGUUGUGGAAGGAUUGUAAGAACAGACCUACCCAUGAAACUGUUUUUGGGCAGUGUAAAGCAACCCUCUACAUUAACAAGCCAAUGAGAAUUGUUCACCUGCAAAGCUAUGAGUGCACUUUACAGCCAGUUCCAUCAAGUUCAUUUUUAAGGAUUUGCCCUGACUGUCCACUCCCUGGCUGUCCAACGGAGCCCAAGUACCUGGAAACUGCUGUUGUAAGCCUGGCCAAAUUCAACAAGGAAAGUGAGCACGCUCAUUCUUUCUCUGUCCUCAACGUUACCAAAGCUUCAAUGCAGUGGGUCGUUGGUCCUUCACACUUUGUAGAAUUUACAAUUCAGGAGACAUCCUGCUCCAAAAGUGAAUCCGUUGCUGAGGUCUCCAAGUGCAAGCCCCUCUCACCUGAAUUGGCUCACACUGGUCUCUGCAAAGGCUCUGUAAUGGACAGUCAAAUUGAUAAACAUCAGUUUGUCAGAAUAUCCUGCGAAAUCUACGAUCCACAGGCUCCUGCCCUUGGAGAACAGGAGCAGCACCCUGGCCGUAGAUCUCAAAAACCCGAUCAAGAUGAUGAUGAAAGCCAUGGACAUCAUCACCACCAUGGAAGGAAGGAGAACCAGCACCCCCACAAACAUGAGCAUAAGCACAAGCACAGACAUGAGCAUCAGCAUCCUUCCCCUUCUGAAGCCAGUCAUUUCUCCCCACAUCUGGAAAAAACAGUGGGUUGGGUUAAAGUUCUCCCUCCUAAAGAGGAGCAUGUGUCUCUCCACUCCUUACCAGAAAAUCAGAAGGAACAUAUAGAUGGAGAGCCUGUUCCCCCGGAGAAGGCAAAGCCAGUGCCAACUCCAGACACACAUGAUGUCGCUGAUGUGAAAAAGCUUCAGACAGACAUGUCAGAAGGAAAGCCAGGCUUGACCAAGCCUGCUACUGGCCCAGUCAUUCUCCCUUUCCCUGAAGGUCCUUUGCAAUCAGAUGCGUGCCCAGGAGAGCCCAAGUUUGUUAAUUCCAUCCUCCUCCCUUUGCUUCCCAGAAACCCUGUCAAAAUAGCAGUAUCACCAGGACAAUCUGAGACUGAAUAAAGUUCAUGUUUCCCAUUGGUGUGUAAAAACUUUCAAUAAAUAAAAUGUUCUUUACA
This is a messenger RNA of Chrysemys picta bellii (western painted turtle), 1517 nucleotides long. It is a transcript of the gene FETUB, whose product is annotated as fetuin B. Gene Ontology annotation, cellular component: extracellular region. Lineage: Eukaryota; Metazoa; Chordata; Testudines; Emydidae. Gene Ontology annotation, molecular function: metalloendopeptidase inhibitor activity; cysteine-type endopeptidase inhibitor activity. Gene Ontology annotation, biological process: binding of sperm to zona pellucida; negative regulation of endopeptidase activity. The record is from RefSeq and is a predicted model, not a curated record.